Molecule: messenger RNA, 1284 nt
Organism: Papaver somniferum (opium poppy)
Lineage: Eukaryota; Viridiplantae; Streptophyta; Magnoliopsida; Ranunculales; Papaveraceae
Exons: 5
Coding region: 1-1284 (427 amino acids)
Source: RefSeq, a predicted model, not a curated record
AUGACUGUGGAAUUAAAUGUUUUCCGGGUUAUCCAACAACAUAUGGAUUUUGAUGAUGAUGAAUUGCAUGAGUACAUUAGUGAGGUUCACUCUUUGCUUGAAUCUGUACCACCCAUGGAUAUUGCUAAAUGGCAGAAUGCAAUGGAACCACUUCCACUAUCUGAUUCCGAAUCUUCCCCAAUUCCUGAUGAACCACCUAAGCUUGAUUUGAAACCAUUGCCUGAUACUUUGAAAUAUGCUUUCUUAGGUAUCAUAUACCCAAUUCUAGAUAUCCAAUGGGUCAAUCCCAUUCAAGUUGCGCCCAAAAAGUCUGGUAUUACUGCAGUUCAGAAUGAAAUGAAUGAGCUAGUCCCCACUCGUGUAACCACGGGAUGGCGAGUUUGUAUUGACUAUAGGAAUCUGAACACAGUAACAAAGAAAGACCAUUUUCCUCUUCCCUUCAUUGACCAAAUGCUAAAAAGGUUGUCAAGACAUAGUCACUAUUGUUUCUUAGAUGGCUAUUCGGGUUAUAACCAGAUUCAUAUAGCACCCAAGGAACAACCAAAUACCACAUUUACCUGUCCUUAUGGAGCUGUUUUAGGUCAGCGAGUAGACAAACUUCCUUAUGUGAUCUACUAUGCUAGUAAGACACUUAAUUAUGCUCAACUGAAUUAUUCCACCACUGAGAAAGAAUUACUAGCUGUUGUGUUUGCAUUGGAUAACUUUAGAUCUUAUUUGAUAGGAUCUAAAGUCAUCAUAUAUUCUGACCAUGCUGCAUUGAAAUAUCUUCUGUCUAAGAAAGAUGUUAAGAACUGCAUACAAAACUCCCAUUGGCAUGUCCCCUUACAGACUAGUGGUAAAGCUUGUCAUCUACCUGUUGAGUUAGAACAUCGUGCAUAUUGGGCUGUCAAGAAGUUGAACUUUGAUCUUGAUAAGGCUGGUACCCAAAGGAAACUUCAACUCAGUGAGUUAGAAGAAAUAAGAAAUGAUGCUUAUGGUAGUGCCAAGAUGUAUAAACAUAAGAUGAAAGUGUUUCAUGACAAGCGCAUUCUGCGCAAGUCUUUCACACCUGGUCAAAAGGUUUCAUUGUACAACACUCGUCUGCAUAUCUUUCCAGGUAAGUUACGUUAUCGAUGGCACGGACCAUUCGUGGUACGUACUGUUUUCCCUCAUGGAGCUGUAGAACUUGAAAAUCCAGCAACCAAGAUCAUCUUCAAGGUCAAUGGUCAGAGAUUGAAACACUUUCUGGAACCACUUCCACCAGAUGAGACCAUGGACUUGGAAGACCCUAUUUAUGUGGACUAA